AUGGAUUGGGGGAAUUGGUCAAUAGUCAAUGAAUUUGUCCUUGUGAGCUUCACUGCCCUACACCCUGAGCUACAGAUUCUGCUAUUCCUGUUGUUUCUGUUCAUUUAUUUUGUCACUUUUAUGGGAAAUGUCCUUAUUAUCCUGGUCACUACAGCUGAUUCUGCCCUACAUAGCCCCAUGUACUUCUUCCUGAGGAAUCUGUCCUUCCUGGAAAUUAGUUUCAACAUGGUCAUUGUGCCCAAGAUGCUAAGUACCCUGCUGACCAAAAACACAACUAUCUCUUUUGUUGGCUGUGCAACUCAGAUGUAUUUUUUCUUUUUCUUUGGGGCUGCUGAGUGCUGCCUCCUUGCUACCAUGGCCUAUGACCGCUAUGUGGCCAUCUGUAAUCCUUUGCGCUAUCCAGUUAUCAUGGACCAGCAAGCCUGUGUCCAACUAGCUGCUGCCUCUUGGUUCUCUGGAUUUCCUGUGGCCACAGUACAAACAUCAUGGAUUUUUAGCUUCCCUUUUUGUGGUCCAAACAAAGUGAAUCACUUUUUCUGUGAUAGCCCUCCUGUAAUUGCACUGGUGUGUGCUGAUACCUCCCUCUUUGAGCUGGAGGCACUGACAGCCACUAUCUUAUUCAUCCUCUUUCCUUUCCUACUGAUCCUAGGGUCCUAUGUCCGAAUCCUUUCUACCAUCUUCAGGAUGCCCUCAGCUGAGGGAAAACAAAAGGCAUUCUCUACUUGCUCUUCCCACCUUGUUGUUGUCUCCCUUUUCUAUAGCACUGCCAUCCUUACCUACUUCCGGCCCCGAUCGAACACCUCACCUGAGACUAAGAAGUUGCUCUCACUGUUCUACACAGUAGUGACUCCCAUGUUAAACCCUAUAAUCUACAGCUUAAGGAAUAGUGAAGUAAAAGCUGCACUCCAUCGAACACUCCGAAAGGCCCUUGGAGCCCAGAAAUUAUAA
Monodelphis domestica (gray short-tailed opossum) is the source of this 948-nucleotide messenger RNA. Its product is annotated as olfactory receptor 10A4-like. Lineage: Eukaryota; Metazoa; Chordata; Mammalia; Didelphimorphia; Didelphidae. Gene Ontology annotation, molecular function: olfactory receptor activity; G protein-coupled receptor activity. Gene Ontology annotation, cellular component: membrane. Gene Ontology annotation, biological process: G protein-coupled receptor signaling pathway. The record is from RefSeq and is a predicted model, not a curated record.